Messenger RNA from Rotaria sp. Silwood2, 393 nucleotides. Lineage: Eukaryota; Metazoa; Rotifera; Eurotatoria; Philodinida; Philodinidae. The record is from the annotation of a GenBank genome assembly.
AUGCUCAAUCGAGUUCGACAAUUAGCGCCUUUACUCAGUGGUCUUACCACAUAUGUCUUUAAUAAACCAGUAAUUUUGAUGAAGCUUUAUCGAGAUGCUGAUAACAAUAAUUUCCUUCGAAUUGGAUUUCAUUAUAAUGGUUCACUUUUUUUUAAUACGCGUUAUGUUGAACGUACAUUUUCUGAAAAACUUGAUCUACAAGGUGAAAAUGAUUCAAAUAUGCAUGAUAUCAUCAAUUUUUACUUCAUAAAAUCAUGUCAUUUACUUGUACAUAAUGUGCAUGUUAAUCAUGAUAUCAAAUUUAUUCGUACUCUCGAAGAUACUAUAAUGAAAUUUUUACCAGCUAAAGAUUCAUUUUUUGAACUUUUUAAAUUUUCGUGGGAUUUUCAAUGA